GAGUCUUUUCAUCUUCAAACUCCAUUAAUGUCUUCGAAUAAUAAUUAUAAUGGUUAUGAAAAUUCAAGUUUGGGAGAAAAUAUGGUAAAAACAGAGAAGUGGGUGAAACAUUAUUCAUCAAAUCAUGAAAUAUUAUUAGUGGGUGAAGGUGAUUUUUCUUUUGCAUUGUCUUUGGCUAUGGCUUUUGGUUCUGGCUCUAACAUUGUAGCAACUUCUCUCGAUUCUUAUGAUUCUUUGAUCAACACAUAUAAGAAAGCAGCGUUAAAUUUGAUGCAUUUAAGAUUUCUGGGAGCUACUGUUUUACAUGAAGUAGAUGCUAGGCAGAUGCAAGAUCACCCCUCACUCUGCUGGAGAAAGUUUGAUUACAUCGUCUAUAAUUUCCCUCAUGCUGGCUUCUAUGGAUCAGAAGACAAUCCUGAUAUGAUCAAUAAGCAUCAGGGUCUAGUCUACGACUUCUUCAGCAAUGCUAGGUGGUUGCUCCGACACAAUGGCCAGAUUCAUGUUACUCAUAAAAUCAAGCCUCCUUACUCUUUUUGGAAUCUCGAAGAACUUGCACACCAAAACUCUCUACGCCUAAUGGAGUGCGUCCCUUUUGAUAUCAAGGACUACCCGAUGUAUGAGAACAAGAGAGGUCAUAGUUCAACAAUCGAUGAACCUUUCAACUGGAAAGACAGUUAUACAUUCAUCUUCACUGUCGCGCCACCUUCCCCUGACAUAUCUUCAAGUCAUUUUAACCUGCAGGGUUGCAGGGACGCUCUGCCUAGAGUAAAAUUCGUUGUCAAAGCAGAAGUUAGACACUUUCUGAUGGCAGCAGGAUAUGCAGGUGUCUUAGUAGACGAAUAUCAUUCAGUUCGAGCUAUGUUUUGGGGACCAUUGCCUUACAUGUGUGUCAAUUUUGCUGAAUUGCUUGCUAUCAAAUGUGCAUUACUGAUGUACGAGAGAUCACACUUGUGCCACAGAAAUGUGGCACUUGAUGUUGAAAGCAAUUCAAAUGUUGCAAUUUCAUGGAUCAGGUCAAACUUUGGAAACACCCUAGAGUUGUCCACAGAGCUUCAGGAAAUAAAUAUGGCCUUGGGUCGUAUUCCUAAUCCUGUUGAAUUAUUCUGUUGUUACGGAAAAUAUGAAGGCGCACACUACCAUUUGGUCCGUCGGUUGGCAGUGAAAGCAUUAGAUACACUGAAUAUGUGUGAAAGAUGGAUCCCUGACAAUGCUGGUUACUGAUCGGGUUUGUGCUUUGCAGCUGAUCUGAAGUCCUUAUCAAAUACAGAAACAGAGAUCCAACCUAUGUAAGUGGUUUUCAUUUAGUUUACAAAAACACGGGAAGUUGCUCUUCUUUGAAACUUUUGCAUGAAUUGUCUAAUAGUCCUAGGCAAACUAACGUCCACAAAGUCUAGCUUAGGCGCUUAGCUUAUUUUAUAUGGAUUAUCUAAUAUUCCCAGGCAAACUUACGUCCACUAAAUCAAGCUUAGAUUUUAUACCGAGCACCUAAUAAAUCAAUCCCAAGUCAUUGAUAAUGCAUGAUGCUCUCAUUUAUUUUUUAUAUUUAGUAUGGAAUAGUAUGUAAUUCAAAGAGCGAAAUUCAAAAU
Molecule: messenger RNA, 1586 nt
Organism: Chenopodium quinoa (quinoa)
Lineage: Eukaryota; Viridiplantae; Streptophyta; Magnoliopsida; Caryophyllales; Amaranthaceae
Product: heavy metal-associated isoprenylated plant protein 41-like
Exons: 3
Coding region: 28-1221 (397 amino acids)
Biological process (GO): rRNA base methylation
Cellular component (GO): cytoplasm
Molecular function (GO): rRNA (uridine-N3-)-methyltransferase activity
Source: RefSeq, a predicted model, not a curated record